GGAAGGGGUCCGAAAGGGGCAGACACCUUUGGCCCCGGGGCAUCCCCGGAACGCGAGGGAAGAAAAGAGGAGAAUCGAGCCUGGGCUUGGGAAGAGGGAUGGCUGGGGAACAGUUAAAUAGCAUCUGCUUCCCAGGAAGCUCACGUGGGAGAACAUCUGUAAAGCCCGCUGCAAACCUUACAAAGCGUUAGAGGAACGUUUGCCUUCCUUUUUAUUACCAUUAUCACUUGUCACUCAAGCGCAGGGAGCUGAGUCUGCAGCUUUUGGACUAUGGGGUGUGUUUUUGACCUGAACUUAAUGGGAGAAGAGAUGGUUUGAAACAUGAAUUUCUACCUGUGUUUAGCUUCCCUGUGCUUGGGGAUAGUAGCUGCUAUUCCACAACUUGACCACACUUUAGAUGCUAAAUGGCACCAAUGGAAGGCAAAACAUAGAAGGACCUAUGCAGCGGAUGAAGAUGGUUGGAGGAGAGCAACAUGGGAGAAGAACUUGAGAAAGAUUGAAAUGCACAAUCGGGAGUAUAGUGCUGGCAAACAUAGUUUCCAGAUGGAAAUAAACAAGUUUGGUGAUAUGACCAAUGAAGAAUUCAGGCAAAUGAUGAAUGGCUUUAGACAAAACAGACUUCAAAGGAGGACCAAAGGAACUCUGUUUCGUUCCCCUCUCCUUUUACAGACCCCUAAAUCUGUAGACUGGAGAGACAAAGGCUAUGUAACUCCUGUUAAGAAUCAGGGUCAGUGUGGUUCCUGUUGGGCCUUUAGUGCAACUGGUUCCCUGGAAGGUCAGUGGUUCCAUAAAACAGGCCACCUUGUUCCCCUUAGUGAGCAGAAUUUGGUUGACUGCUCUAGAGCUGAAGGCAACAAUGGUUGUAUGGGCGGCUUGAUGGAUCUUGCCUUUGAAUAUGUGAAGAAAAAUGGAGGCAUUGAUACAGAGGAGUCAUAUCCCUACGAUGGAACGGAUAGCACUUGUCGGUACAGGCCAGAAUGCUCAGGUGCUAAUGUCACAGGAUUUGUAGACAUCCCAAAGGGAAAGGAGGAGUCACUCAGAAAUGCUGUGGCAACUGUGGGUCCCAUCUCUGUUGCAGUUGAUGCAGGACAUGCAUCCUUCCAGUUCUAUCGGUCUGGUAUUUAUUAUGAACCACAAUGCAGCAGUGAACAACUAGAUCAUGGUGUGCUGGUUGUGGGCUAUGGUGUCGAGGGAAAAAAUGGAAAGAAAUACUGGAUUGUCAAGAACAGCUGGGGUGAGGAGUGGGGUGACCGAGGGUACGUUUUAAUGGCCAGGGACCAUAAUAACCACUGUGGAAUAGCAACAGCAGCCAGCUACCCUCAAGUGUGACUUGACUGAAGGAGGACUGCUUCACAGAAAGAAGUGAUCUGACCUGUGUAUCAUUUGGGAUAAAACAUCUGAAUCACCCAGGGGAACCAAGCAAGAAUUUGGGUUUCUUGUGACAUUUUUACAUUUGUGAAAUAUGUACACUACUUUGUUAUAAAUAGCUUCUAAUACUGCUUAAUUCCAGACACAAAUGUUCAUUUUAAAAUUGUAUGUAUAAAGCCUUACCUUUUUAAAUAAACCUCAAUUUGUUAUAUGUGACCUUGAUUUAAUGCAAAUCAGUCAAUCUGGGUGUGGUUCUGGAAUUACUUGAGUCCCUUGAAAAGCAAAACAUGGGAGAGGAUAUGUCCAAUUUUCAGGAGCUAUUAGUAAUCAAUGGACCCAGUCAAUCAGUCAGCCAAACAGCAUUUUUUAAGCAAGAGCUUAUUAUUUGCUAGGCCCAGUAACUUAGUUCCUCCUAGGCAUGGCUUUUUAUGUGUCCAAUGAUUAGAGAAUAGCAAACCAAUUAUGGCAUAUAAAUGUAAUGAAUUCUUGUCCCAUAAGGAAUGAAGAUAUAAGGAAUUCAGUCAAUUGUGCUAAGACUUGAUGCAGACAAAGUCCAUAGGGUUCCCUGGAGACAUUUUCACUGGGUAUUUCUUUAAAAUACACACACACAUAUCACACAAGUAUGACAAGUUGCUUAUUCUAAAAUGGAAAAUAUUUUAUUUGUGAUUAAAUCCUGUGAGGUUU
Molecule: messenger RNA, 2052 nt
Organism: Dromiciops gliroides (monito del monte)
Lineage: Eukaryota; Metazoa; Chordata; Mammalia; Microbiotheria; Microbiotheriidae
Product: procathepsin L-like
Exons: 8
Coding region: 322-1329 (335 amino acids)
Biological process (GO): immune response
Cellular component (GO): lysosome
Molecular function (GO): cysteine-type endopeptidase activity
Source: RefSeq, a predicted model, not a curated record